Messenger RNA from Paramacrobiotus metropolitanus, 1802 nucleotides. RefSeq names its product dynein axonemal assembly factor 10-like. The transcript has 11 exons. Gene Ontology annotation, molecular function: ubiquitin binding. Bases 140 to 1495 code for a protein of 451 amino acids. The record is from RefSeq and is a predicted model, not a curated record. NCBI's taxonomy places the organism in Eukaryota, Metazoa, Tardigrada, Eutardigrada, Parachela, Macrobiotidae.
UCAUUCUUCUUCGUUUUCAUCGUUUUCUUUAUCGUCUUCUCCCCAGUAUUUUCUUUUGAGAUCAUCGUCGCUAUCGUUACCCUUCUCCGACCACUGAUAUUCUGGCUGCUCAUUGGUGUCGUCCCUUUGGAGUGGUUCAAUGUCACCCUCGUCGUCAUGUUCGACUACUGUAAUUCUUUUAUGCUCCGGGAUGGGAAGAUCUUCCAUGUCGGGAACUUCCGAAGGAAUGAUGUGCUCGAACAGCUUUAUAACAGCCAUUUUGAGAAAACGCUCUGCUGCCGCGACUUACCACGUUCGAAUUUCGACAUUUUCCGGUUCACCUCCUGGCAACUUAUUGCAAGGGAUCUCGUGUCUUGUUUCUCCACCCUGGUUUAAGAGCAGCAGUUACGCUCCGUCGCAGGUGCAUUUAUUUACAGCUAUGGAAAAACCUCAGAUAAUUUUACAUCACCAUCAGUCGUUAAACUAUACCUGCUACGAUUGUAAAUGGAUACCGUUCAGUCCGCGAUUCGUUGUCCUGGGUGGUUUCCCACGGGGUACCGGCUGCAUUGACAUUUUUCAGAUGUCCGUUUCCGAAGUGAAACAUGUGACUCAGGUAGAAAAAGCCAAGAGCUUUAAAUGUGGGACAUUUGGAGCAUCGUCUGUGCACGAGCGACAUUUGGCAACUGGAGAUUUUGAUGGUCGAUUAUGUGUAUGGGAUCUGGAGAAACCUGAAAUGCCAGUGUACCAUUUGCACGCUCAUACGCAAAUUAUCAACGCUAUCGACGGAGUGGGUGGGCUCAGCUCCGGGGCCGGGGCUCCGGAAAUUGUAACUGGUAGCCGGGACGGACUGGUAAAACUGUGGGAUACUCGGCAGAAGAAGGACCCGGUAGCGGUGAUGGCUCCGAAUGGGCCGCAAGGAGACGGACAGACACUACGCGACUGCUGGACAGUGGCCUUCGGAAAUGCUUGUAGUCCGGAGGAGCGCUGCGUGGCAGCUGGCUACGAUAAUGGCGACAUCAAGCUGUUUGACCUCCGCACGAUGUCCGUGCGGUGGGAGACCAACCACAAGAACGGAGUUUGUCACUUGGAAUUCGAUCGCAAAGACAUAAACAUGAACAAGCUCGUCGCUACAACAUUGGAGCAAACAUUUCACGUUUAUGAUAUGAGAACGCAGCACGAAAAGGAUGGUUUCGCCAGCAAAGCUUUAAAGGCGCAUGACUCGACGAUUUGGGCCUGCCGACAUUUACCCCAGAACCGUGACGUAUUUAUGACGUGUGGAGGAGAAGGUUCAUUGAGCCUAUGGAAAUAUAAUUAUCCGACCAAUCGGACCCGAGAAGACAGUGAAGGAAAAUCAAUAGGGGUUGUUGGCGACAUCCAGCUAAUGCAGGACCUGAAGUUGGGAAGUCAGCCAAUCAGUGCUUUGGACUGGAGUCCUGAUAAGCUGGGGCUAGCGGUGACCACUGGCUUCGACCAGUGCAUGAGAAUCGUCAUUGUUACCAAACUGAAUCGGCUGUGAGUUUUCUAUAUGACUAAUUUUCUGGGUGGAAUAUGUGGAAACUGUCAGAACUACGUAAUAAGUACAUUCACUUGAAUUUGAUUUCGUGGUCAUAUGCUUGGGACAGAUGAAUAUUGCAAUGGGUAAUCAGAAUUUAUGUUCUUGUUAACCCUAACAGAUUCUGCACAGAAAUAUUUGCGGUCAAUAACGAUCGUACUGUACUGGCUGAAUGCAUUUAUAUUUUACUGAAUGAAAAUGGACGUAUGCAGUCAUCCGUUACUAAUACUCUACUGCAUGCAAUAUGCUACUCACAGUAUGAUUUCGUAUU